AUGGGCACCCUCGAACGCAUCGAUAGCUUGACCUGGGUAACGGGUGCCGCUCUUUUUACGGCUCAAGUAUCUUCCCUCCUCCUCUCUCGCGCCACCGAAGGAUACACCGCGGUAUACGCAGAGCUAGUCUGCUGGAUGCUAGUUAGAGCCGUCUUCCAUGCUGUUCAUCCUCACAGCAACGGUAGAUGGAAUGACAGCGAUGUCUUUGCCAGAUCGUCGACACUGCUACCAUGGGUAGCCGCUGCUUCUAUCUCCAUCACCACGCUAUCUUCCUCGAUCGAAGAUACUGCCUGGAUAAUACCAGCAGUUACCCCUGUAUUGGUUGCUCUCCGUCAUACCGCAGUCCUCCCUAGCCUCAACCAGUCGUAUCCCGAAUGCCUAAGAUCAAUACCCUGCCAGGCCUUUGUUGGAGCGGUAUGUGUCUUGGGUCUCGCCAUUCCACAUGAGCAUACCAAGCUGCCCUUCGUUUUGCUAGCCUUACUUGGUUUAGUCGGGCUCUAUGCCUCUCUUAUCCGUAUGUUCGAGCGGAAUAUCAGCUACUUCGACGGCCCCGCACGGUUGGCAUUGUCUGAUAUAGUACGGUCUAUCGCAUCCCGCACGAUCGCUAUACUUGCGAUAGCAGCUAUCACCCUUAUGUGCAUCCUAUGGCCAGGAUCCAAUCCAUACAUUCUCCAAGUAUUGGUGGCCGGUGGUUUGAAAGCCGCACAUUGGGUUGCGGUUUUCUGGCUCACUCGAGAAGUCCCUUGGGAAACCGCUACAACCAUUUGGACCUGCGCUGCUGCCACCUACGGCUCUCUCGACCCAAAUACCUAUACCUUGCUACCUCGACUGCUCGAAGCACUCAAUCUACUGGUGGUUCGCUCGAUAGCGGUGUACCAGACGUCUGGCUUGUUGCGAAAGACGAGCCGCGGCCGAUUUAUAUUAUACCUCUUCGCUAUAUGGCCCUGUCUUUCUCUCAUUGACCACACAACUCUAAGCGGGCCAAUUGGUCUUUUACCAGGAGUGAUUUGGGCGCCAAAAGGCCCUCAACCCAGCCCACGACAUCCAAUUGAAGAGCUCAUCCUCAAGGCUCAAGCCGAUUUCGCAGUCCUCGUCGACGGUCAGUCAAAGACGCUUGACGCCGCAGAAACGGAGUAUCGUCGACGGUAUUCGCGCGACCCGCCGCCAGGAUUCGACAAAUGGUACGCCUACGCUCAAUCCAAGCAGUCAGUCUUGAUCGAUGACUUCGACACGAUCAACGAAGAUCUGAAGCCGUUUUGGAAGAUUUCUCCUCAAUGGCUGCUCGAGAGCAUAGACUACGUUACCAGUGGCGGUUGGAUCGUCGACGACCUCGGCAAGCUACUAGGAGAGGUAGCUCGAGAUAUCCCCGAUGUCGAAUUCGCCUUUGACGUGGUGGACGAGCCAAGAGUAGUAAUCACCCAGCAAAUGCUCGAUGCCGGCGGCGUGUCGAAGCCAGAGUUCCAGGACGUGAAGCACAAAUCCAUCUGGGAACGAAUCACAGGUCCGUGCCAAGGCAAACCUUCGAAGACCUACCAACCCACCGUCUAUGAUCACGGCAUACCGUUCGUCCAGGACUGGUACGAAGCGAAAGACGUUUGCCAGCAUCCCGAGUUCGACCUGAUGCAUGGUUUCUUCUCCUCGCCUGAGACCUGUAUGCUCACCGACGCGCCCAUGCCCGUCCUAUCGCAGGCCGCCCCGACCUCUUUCGGCGAUAUCAUGUACCCAAGUCCCUGGUACACCGAGAAGCAGGAACAGGGAAACUACAAUGACGAGGAGGAUCCUCCAUGGGAGCAAAAAGCCAAUACCCUUAAUUGGGCAGGCAGCACCACGGGUAGCCACAGCACAAACGGCAGCUGGAACUACUCCCACCGGCAACGCUUCGUCAAGCUGGUCCAGACCCUGAACGAGACCAGCCACAAGUACCUGAGAGAGGUGAAGCCUGGAGCAUGGCAGAGCUACGAAGCGACAGAAGACCAUAGCGGCUUGUUCGACGUCAGACUUACCGCUGUCAUCCAAUGCGACGACCAAGACUGCGCCGAGCAGAAAGACUUCUUCGCCCUUGGCGAGAAACAAGAGCGCAGCCAGCAGUUCCAUUCGCGCUUCAUUUUUGACACCGAUGGCAACAGCUUCAGCGGGCGGUACUACACGCUUCUCCAGUCACGCAGUGUCGUCCUCAAGCAGACGGUGUUGAGGGAGUGGCAUGAUGAGCGGCUUAUACCUUGGGUGCAUUACAUUCCUGUCAGCCUGUCUAUGGAGGAGUUGCCGGAAAUUAUGAGAUACAUGACCAGCAGUGAGCAGGGAAGGAGGCGAGCAAAGGAGAUUGCUGAUGCGGGUCGGGAGUGGCAUGGGAAAGUGUUAAGGAGGGAGGACUUCACUGUCUAUCUCUAUCGGCUGAUGCUGGAGCUGGCGAGGAUCAUGGAUCCGCAUAGGCAGGUGGAAUGA
Molecule: messenger RNA, 2442 nt
Organism: Trematosphaeria pertusa
Lineage: Eukaryota; Fungi; Ascomycota; Dothideomycetes; Pleosporales; Trematosphaeriaceae
Product: glycosyltransferase family 90 protein
Exons: 4
Coding region: 1-2442 (813 amino acids)
Source: RefSeq, a predicted model, not a curated record